AUGAAGCAACGCGAAAAAGCUGGAUCCAACAGGGUAAAAGAGAGACGCGCACGGAGCUGGGGGGUCCUCUCUCUGGCUCUUGUCCCGCGCACUGUCUCGUCCUCUGCUCUCAGUUACUAUUUUGUUCACGCCCGAUGCUGCUGGUCCCGCCUCCUGCCUCAGCGCGUCUUCUAUCAAGUGCAAGUGCCACUGACUGAGCGCACGGACCGCUGCGAGUGGAGGAGAGAGCGAGGAAGAGGAGGGGGGGAGGAAGAGGAGGAGGAGGAGGUGCCUGGGAGUCGUCCUCUGCCUCUCUGA
Molecule: messenger RNA, 297 nt
Organism: Knipowitschia caucasica
Lineage: Eukaryota; Metazoa; Chordata; Actinopteri; Gobiiformes; Gobiidae
Source: the annotation of a GenBank genome assembly